Messenger RNA from Ornithorhynchus anatinus (platypus), 1431 nucleotides. It is a transcript of the gene GET1, whose product is annotated as guided entry of tail-anchored proteins factor 1. Gene Ontology annotation, biological process: tail-anchored membrane protein insertion into ER membrane. Lineage: Eukaryota; Metazoa; Chordata; Mammalia; Monotremata; Ornithorhynchidae. The transcript has 5 exons. The record is from RefSeq and is a predicted model, not a curated record. Bases 81 to 605 code for a protein of 174 amino acids.
UGGGCCGGGCCAGGCUGGGCAGGGCCGGCCCGUGCGCAUGCGUCCCGGCGGGGGAACCGGGGCCGCCCAGCCGCCCCAAGAUGACCGUGCUGGAAGGGGAGAGCUGCGCCUGGCUGCUGGUGCUUACCUCUGUGUUUCUCUGCAGCCUCUUUAAAAUCCUCCUCCCUUCUUUCUCCUCCGUUAUAUCCAGGCUGCUACAGAAGGAUGCAGAGCAGGAGUCACAGAUGAGAAUGGAAAUUCAGAACAUGAAACAAGAACUCUCGACUAUUAGUAUGAUGGAUGAAUUUGCCAGAUACGCCAGACUGGAACGAAAGAUUAACAAAAUGACUGACAAGCUUAAAACCCACGUGAAAGCCCGAACAGCCCAAUUAGCCAAAAUAAAGUGGGUCAUAAAUAUUGUUUUCUACAUUUUGCAAGCUGCCUUGAUGAUCUCACUAAUCUGGAAGUAUUAUUCUGACCCAGUAACCGUGCUGCCAAGUAAAUGGAUCGCUCCGUUAGAGCGUUUAGUAGCAUUUCCUACAGGAGUAGCAGGUGGCGUGGGAAUUACUUGUUGGCUUGUUGUCUGCAACAAAGUCGUGGCUAUUCUGCUUCACCCUUUCAGCUGAAGAGCAGGAAGAACUCCUCCUGAUCAGAGUUAAUGUGAUUUCAGCUGGAUUUCUUUUGAUUUACUUUUGUUUUCUCCCUCCCCACCAUGGUCUGUCGGGUCUGAUGGGGAAGGGGGAGAGGGAGGAAGAAUUGUUUACCCUCAGAAUUGAGCCUAAGUGAUUCUCCUUUGACACGCAUCAGAAGGGACCCUGCAGCCCUGGAUUGGUGGGCUGCCUUGAGCCGCCAUUCCCAGGCCACAGGUUUGCAGUCCGCUUUAACACACUACAAAAUAUAGUGAGCGUUUCAGUCAGUGUAAACAGUGUAAAUUCGUAGACACAUCCAUACGAAAACCUAAAAACGUGUCUUUUAAAUCUGCCGUUUGUGCAGAGUCAGUAAUACUAAAAGGAUAACACUAUUAAUAAAGCUUCCGUCUUGCAGUUUACGAACCUGAUCUUGGUUCAGUGGAGGAGCUUUGCUUAAGAGCUGCUCAAAAAGGUAACAACUUUAGAACUGUCACUGAGUUCAAAAGUCAGUGUUAGAUUUACUGGUGGUGAUUUUUUUUUUAAAAGUACUGUUUACUGUAACUGGUAAUGUGCUGUUUUGUAUGUAAAAUGUUUGCCUUUUAAUGUGAAGCAGUAUUUCACAAUAAGUUUAAUUUGAAAGGUUGUGUUUAGUUAGAAUUCAAUAACUUGCUUAGGAAGGUGGACCAAGAAGGAGGGGAUAUCAGAUCAAGGGGUUUGACUUAAAUUAUUUAACUGGAGGCAUUAGGAUUUUGCCUAAAGAUAUAGUUCUAUAAAGUCUGUAUUAGUAAUUUUUUCUGGAAAUAAAAGCUUUUACAAAGAUCAA